AAGGAGUUGAGGAGCAGGGAGGGAGAACCAGACAGCUGGCCACUGGACUUCUCCUGUCAGCCCAUCAGUAUUCUGUGUCUAUUGAUUCCAAAUCUGUUUGACCAGAAUGAAGAAUCUUUUUCUCCUGGUGCUGCUCUGCAGUGUUGAGCUGGUCUGCUCUUCUGCCGAUACAGAUGUUAAAGCCUAUUCAGAUAAUGCAGCUGACGCAGAUGUGGAAGUCAAGGACUGGGGUGCCUAUUGUACCACUACCUUCCCGGGGCUGUGUGAGAGCCAGUCUUACAGAGAUGGGAUCACUGUCUAUACCUUCUACAGGCAUAAACAGAACUUCACUGAGGCUGAGAUGUACUGUCGCCAGCGGGGUCGUGGUGGCCACCUGGCUUCUGUUCACAAUAGCCGCAUCAACCAAGCCCUCACCUGCCUGACUACACACUGCAACAAUGUGAAUCGAGUGUGGCUAGGAGGCUUCGAGUUAUUCAGGGGUACCAAGUUUGCGUGGACCGAUGGAAGCAUGUGGGAUUAUUCUAACUGGCUUUCAAACUGGCCAAGGUACUUUAACAUGGCAUGUGUGGAACUGAACUGGGGAGCGACGGGGAAAUGGAGCGACCAUUCCUGUUAUUUAAAGAAGGCCUUCGUAUGUGAGCACCAGCACUAAGGCAAGAAGGCGAUUCGAGGCACGUCCGCGCUACGCUUGGCAGUUUUAACACGGAGCUCCCUCAUAAGCCAGUCUGCAUUGACUGUAACCACUGCAUGACUGUAAAGUAAUCUUGUUAGAGAGAGAAAGCAGCUUGAAAUAUCACUGUGAGAGCUUUCGGUGGGGUGGGGGGGGGGGGUGUACCAUACUACCAAAAGUCAAUUGUCAAAUCAGAAUGCUUUAGUUUUAUACAAAGUAAAGACAGUACCUCACAGCCACCACCAGGGGGCAGUAAAAACAAAGGGCUUUGCUUUUCCUCUGGGGAAAGUGCAAAGGAAUUAAAGAUUGGAGUGCAAGGCCUGAUUUUUACAGAACAUGAUAAUGGGUAGAUAUUGAAGGAGUCGAACCCAGAUCCAUUUCAAAGGAAAUUGAAAAAAAAAACCAAAAACAUGAUAUUUUCAGAUCCUUUCUCUUCAUCGUCGCUCUGAGGUAUUCAGUCAGAUCUGCUCUGGUAAUCAAAUAGAAUUGAGAAAAGAGACUCCCAGGCAUAACUACAAGGCUUCAAAUCACAUUGUAGAAAUGAAUCGACAUUUUAUUUCACAUUAUUGAAGGAGUGCUGACCAUCUUUAAAAUGCAUUCUCUCACCUCUUAUUAGCUUUAUUAACAGGAUCACUGACCCCUCCCUUUAAAGGAGCGCUGGCCAUCUUUAAAAUCUGUUCUCUCUUUAUUGAUAUCAUAGUGGUCCCUAUUUCAAGAGGUUUCAGCCGAGUCAAUUUGGAAAGAUCUUUUGUUCUGUUUUUCUUUUUGGUAAAAAUGUGUGAAACAGAUUUUGAACAUUCUUUACAUUGUCUAAAAAUCCUGCAUGCGCUCUGCUUUUAAUUCAAUAAUAAAACCGCGUUUGAUCAGCAUUGAAAAAGCAA
Polyodon spathula (Mississippi paddlefish) is the source of this 1551-nucleotide messenger RNA. Its product is annotated as lectin-like. The transcript is spliced from 6 exons. Lineage: Eukaryota; Metazoa; Chordata; Actinopteri; Acipenseriformes; Polyodontidae. The record is from RefSeq and is a predicted model, not a curated record. Bases 107 to 652 code for a protein of 181 amino acids.